Molecule: messenger RNA, 2127 nt
Organism: Cylas formicarius (sweet potato weevil)
Lineage: Eukaryota; Metazoa; Arthropoda; Insecta; Coleoptera; Brentidae
Product: cyclin-Y-like protein 1
Exons: 2
Coding region: 387-1403 (338 amino acids)
Biological process (GO): regulation of canonical Wnt signaling pathway; regulation of cyclin-dependent protein serine/threonine kinase activity
Cellular component (GO): plasma membrane
Molecular function (GO): protein kinase binding; cyclin-dependent protein serine/threonine kinase activator activity
Source: RefSeq, a predicted model, not a curated record
UCCAUCUAUGGCAAUGAAAUCCAAAACAUGUCGUUUGGAUUAAUAUUUAUAGCAGUUUUAUAUAUUUCUAAAAUCAUGUAAUUCGAUUUUAUGUUGCAAGAACGUUUCCAUAGAUCCAGCUAUUCUAUAAUAACCCGAAACCGGAAUGCGAGUUUGUCCUCUGCAGCGGCUAAUAAGAUAUUUAAAUAUAUGUGUGUGUUUAACAAACGGUUAUCAUCCCUGUGACUACAUAGCUGAUAAGAUAAUAUCUAGUUUUUAGCAUUCGGUAAUAAGGUUAACAUAAUCCGGAACUUUUAGUAGUGAAAAAAAUGAGUCAGAAAUUAGUAAAAACGAUUAGUGUAGCUGGGAUUGCAUUUGGGGGUUAAAAUCUCUAUAACAGACUAGCAAUGGGAAAUAAGACCAGUUGUUGUUCUUACUCAAGUCCGCAAUCAAACCACAGAGAUAUCAUACCUAUUGAAGAGACACUUCGUGAUGGAGAAAUCAGCGUAUCCAAUUUACAACAUAUUAGUGAAAGAGAAGAGGAUGAUGGAGAGGCUGAUCCUUCACAGGAUCCAAUGGCAAAAACCAUAUUUAUCGAGAGAUCAAAAACCGCCAUAGAAAAUGGUAUGAUAAGGAGGAAGAGCCAACAUCAAAUUGCUGAUGUUAGACCUCUAAAGAAAAGCAGUUCAUGUUCUACUAUAUAUCUUGAUGACAGUACAGUCUCCCAGCCCAAUUUGAAAAACACUGUCAAAUGUGUUGCAUUAGCUAUUUAUUAUCAUAUAAAAAAUCGAGAUUUGGAGAGACAGAUAGAUAUAUUUGAUGAAAAACUUCAUCCUUUAACCCGUGAUGGUGUGAGUGAUGAUUAUGACAAACACAAUCCAGAACAUAGACAGAUUUAUAAGUUUGUUCGAACUUUGUUCAAUGCAGCCCAAUUAACUGCAGAAUGUGCCAUUAUAACUUUGGUGUAUUUAGAAAGACUUUUAACUUAUGCUGAGUUAGAUAUACAACCAUCCAAUUGGAAGAGGAUAGUUUUAGGAGCAAUUUUGCUAGCAUCAAAAGUGUGGGAUGACCAAGCUGUUUGGAAUGUGGAUUACUGUCAAAUACUUAAGGAUAUAACGGUAGAAGAUAUGAAUGAGUUGGAAAGGAGAUUUCUGGAACUUUUACAGUUUAAUAUCAAUGUACCAUCUAGCGUUUAUGCGAAGUACUACUUUGAUUUGCGAACUUUGGCGGAAGCUAAUGAUCUGACUUUCCCCAGCGAGCCUUUGAGCAAAGACAGGGCUCAAAAGUUAGAGGCAAUGUCUAGAGUUAUGGCAGAUAAAUAUACUGCUGAAGCUAUCAAAAACGGUUUAAAAAAGUGGUCCAGUUUAGAUAAUAUUACCAAUGGGGGAAUAGGUGUUCGUAGAAGUGUGGCAAUAUUGUCGUGAUAAUGCUUUGCAAUACCAACCAAUUUGUCAUUUUACAGUUUUUUUGCAUUUAAAUAUAUUAUCUGAACCUAAAGAUUCAUUAAUAUUUUAUGUAGAUCAUAUUUAAAUUUGUUUUUUAAAAACAAAAAUGCUUUUUUUAUUGUAACAGGUGCUUCAAAUUUUAAUAUUGAGUAUCACAAUGAGUAGUAGUCUACGUUAACAGUAAUAGUGAAACAACCAGAAUUUUUGGAAGACUGAUUUGUAGAAAAUGGUGAUUGAUUCAAUCUAAAAUAUUCACUUCAUCCCAAUUAAUUUUUCAUUACAUGAAAUUGCCACUGAUACUUUGAAUUUAUUAAGGUUACUCUAUGAAGACGCCUAAAACCAGACUCUUGAAGAUUUACUAUAUGCUAGAUCUCUUUACUCUUAAUGCUUUCCUAGCGGGUCAAUUGUCAACAACAGAUCUUUUCUAUCUGUGAUAAACCAAGAAAUGUUUUUUCCAAAGAUUUUGAUUGUGAAAUUGUGCAUUUCAUUUUGGAAUUGGUUGUUGGUUCAAAAAAUUUUAUUUGGAAAUUAUAGAUAUGCAUGUGUCAUUUUAUUAUGACUUUCCCAUAUUUCCUGAUAUACAUGUUUGUAUUCACUAUUUAUACUUUUUACCUUAGUUAUAUCAGUAUGGAGAAUCUAUAUUUUACAUUAGCUCUUAGAUUUGAACAUUUUUAUAUAAAAAUAUAUCUUUCCUGUAAUAUAU